AUGCCACCCGAUCGGACACUAGCCAGGAAGCGCCUUGCUGAAAGAAAGAAAGACAAGAAGCUCUUUACAGCUGCCUUCCCAUGUAAUGCAGACGGUUCUGAACGUCCCCCGCUUUUAUUCAUUGGGAAAUCGAAAACCGCGAUCGUCAAGGCCUGGAUGACUCGAAAUAUUUUUUUUAAAUGGUUAAAGGACUUGGACUCAAAGUUUAGAUCGAUGACCACGAAAAUAGUAUUUUUGCAACCAAAUACUACGAGCAAGCGGCAACCUCCGGACGCAGGUAUUAUCGCUGCGUUUAAGAGACAUUACACGCGACGUCAGAUUCAGCACGCUAUUGACAGGUUAGAGGCUGACCCUGCAAUGGACUUUGCCACAACUGCAAAGUUGUACAGUCAGCCUUUGUGA
This is a messenger RNA of Phytophthora infestans T30-4, 402 nucleotides long. RefSeq lists its product as uncharacterized. The transcript is spliced from 4 exons. Gene Ontology annotation, molecular function: DNA binding. The coding region runs from base 1 to 402 and encodes 133 amino acids. The record is from RefSeq and is a predicted model, not a curated record. Gene Ontology annotation, cellular component: nucleus. NCBI's taxonomy places the organism in Eukaryota, Oomycota, Peronosporomycetes, Peronosporales, Peronosporaceae.